Linum tenue is the source of this 493-nucleotide messenger RNA. The record is from the annotation of a GenBank genome assembly. NCBI's taxonomy places the organism in Eukaryota, Viridiplantae, Streptophyta, Magnoliopsida, Malpighiales, Linaceae.
UCUAGAACCCUAUCUAAUCUCCCUGCUCCGCCCUCCGUUUCCUUCAAAAUUUUAAGCGCCAUGCGAUAAUCACCAUCCUAAUCUCCGACAGGAAAUCUUGCACGACGAUCAUCGCCAUCCGCCAUCUCUGGCCGGAAACCCCCUCGAUUCUUCUUCCCCAUGCUCCGCCUUUAAUUUAGUGAGCGACUCGGCCCCUUCAUCGUCGUUUUACCCGCCAACCUUGUCUGUCACUGCCUGAUUCUCGCGCAUGAACUCGACAAAGUGGAAGAGAAACGGAAGUCAAGUUUGGGGAGACGGCAACGGAGGAAAGGGUCCGGGAGAUGGAGAGAGUGGUCGGAGAGGAAAAGAGAACAUUCAACGAGGGAGUGGCGGCGGCUUUCCAUAUAUGACGAUUGAUGAGAAAGGUUGGAAGGACGAAGGGUUUGCGGGGGAGGAGAUUGAGUUCCGCCUCCAAUCCGGUUCUGAAAACAGAGCCAAUACCACUCCGUUUGAA